Molecule: messenger RNA, 809 nt
Organism: Choloepus didactylus (southern two-toed sloth)
Lineage: Eukaryota; Metazoa; Chordata; Mammalia; Pilosa; Megalonychidae
Gene: BTG4
Product: BTG anti-proliferation factor 4
Exons: 5
Coding region: 102-809 (235 amino acids)
Biological process (GO): negative regulation of mitotic cell cycle; negative regulation of cell population proliferation
Cellular component (GO): nucleus; cytoplasm
Source: RefSeq, a predicted model, not a curated record
UGAGUGUCAGAAACGAAGAACAGUUGCUCUUCUAACUCCUCCCCACUUUUUGGUGGGGCUCAAGAGCUUUUGCUGACCUCUUCAAAGAUUUUUCUUGAAUCAUGAGAGAUGAAAUUGCAGCAACAGUUUUCUUUGUCACAAGACUGGUGAAAAAACAUGAUAAACUGAGUAAACAGCAAAUAGAAGCCUUUGCAGAAAAGCUGAUGACAGUCUUGUAUGAAACUUACAGAAGUCACUGGCAUUCCGAUUGCCCUUCUAAAGGGCAAGCCUUCAGGUGUAUCAGGAUAAACAAUAAUCAGAAUAAAGAUCCCAUUCUAGAAAGGGCUUGUGCUGAAAGUAAUGUGAAUUUUUCUCACCUGGGACUUCCAAAGGAGAUGACCAUCUGGGUAGAUCCCUUUGAAGUAUGUUGUAGGUAUGGUGAGAAAAAUCAUCCCUUUACAAUUGCUUCUUUUAAAGACAGAUGGGAGGGAUGGGAGCUAUCUCAACAAAUCAGCCGAGCUGUUAGUAGGCUCACAUUAGACUUAGACGACUACUCCGGUGCUUCCUCCGACGAAGAAAGUUGUAGCAAAGAACCUCAGAUGAUUCCUAAAGUCAGCAAUCCAAAGAGCAUUUAUCAGGUUGAAAACUUGAAACAGCCCUUUCAAUCUUGGUUCCAAAUCCCUCGCAAAAAGAACAUGACUGAUGGCCAAGCCAGUCUCCUGGGAAAUGCUUAUCGCGCAUGGCACAAGAACCCUAAGAGUUACAGGCCUGCUGCUAUGCUGGUUGGGCAGCGGGUAGACAGGUACCACUGGGUCAACACAAACCGAUGA